AUGAGGCCUAUUCUGCUGCAGGGACACACGCGUCCGCUUACCCAGGUCAAGUACAACCAGGACGGCGACCUUUUGCUGACGGUUGCGAAGGAUAACACGGCGAACCUGUGGUACUCGCACAACGGAGAGCGCGUGGGCACGUAUGCGGGCCACCAGGGAGCCCUGUGGUCGAUCGACAUCAACAAGCCGAGCACGCUUGUGGUGACAGGCUCGGCCGACAACACGGCGCGUCUGUGGCACGCGGAGACCGGCAAGGUGCUGCACAUCUGGGAGCUGCCGACCGCCGUCAAGCGUGUCGAGUUCUCGCACGACGACCGGUACAUCCUGAUGGUGACCGAGGAGCGCAUGGGCCACAAGAGCGGCAUCUACGUGUUCGAGAUCGACGAGUCGUCGCCCGUCCAGAGCAACGAGCCCGUGGUGGUCCUGCGGCCGACGCCGUCCAAGGCCACUGUGGCCGCCUGGAGCCACCUUGACAAGUACAUUGUUGCCGGACACGAGGACGGCUCGAUCUCGCUGUUCGAGUGGAAGUACGAGGAGGUGUCGAGGCGCACCAAGGCCCACGACGACACGAUCACCGAUCUGCAGAUGUCCAAGGAUGGCACAUGUACAAGGCUGACACUGGCAUCAACACGGCGACUAUUCACGCCGACGCAGGAUCUGGUUAUCCUUGGUGGUGGUCAGGCUGCCAGCGAGGUUACCACUACGUCAUCGCGCCAGGGCAAGUUCGAGUCCCGGUUCUACCACAAGAUCUUUGAGGACGAGGUCGGCCGCGCCAAGGGCCACUUCGGUCCCAUCAACACGCUGGCUGUCCAGCCCGACGGCAAGGCCUUUGCCUCGGGUGGUGAGGACGGUUACGUGCGCGUGCACUUCUUCGAUCCGGACUACUUCAGAUUCAAGUACGAUUACUGA
Messenger RNA from Linderina pennispora, 909 nucleotides. Its product is annotated as WD40 repeat-like protein. Gene Ontology annotation, biological process: cytoplasmic translational initiation. Bases 1 to 909 code for a protein of 302 amino acids. The transcript is spliced from 3 exons. Lineage: Eukaryota; Fungi; Kickxellomycota; Kickxellomycetes; Kickxellales; Kickxellaceae. The record is from RefSeq and is a predicted model, not a curated record. Gene Ontology annotation, cellular component: cytoplasm; eukaryotic translation initiation factor 3 complex, eIF3m. Gene Ontology annotation, molecular function: protein binding; RNA binding; translation initiation factor activity.